This is a messenger RNA of Papaver somniferum (opium poppy), 594 nucleotides long. RefSeq lists its product as uncharacterized. The record is from RefSeq and is a predicted model, not a curated record. NCBI's taxonomy places the organism in Eukaryota, Viridiplantae, Streptophyta, Magnoliopsida, Ranunculales, Papaveraceae. The coding region runs from base 1 to 594 and encodes 197 amino acids. The transcript has 2 exons.
AUGGAUCUACCUGAUGAUCUUUUUGAGGAGGGUUUGAAUCCAUGGAAAUUCUUUCUAAUCAGUAGAUUGUAUCUACAGAAAGUGAAGUUUAUUGAUGUAGCAAUUAUUUUAAGGAAUCAAUGGAAACUGGUAGGAGAUUGUAAACUGAUUCCAUUAGGAAAAUGUUACUUUGCUAUUAAGUUGGAUAACGAAAUUGAUAGGAAAUAUAUCAGAGUUGGUGCUUGGGAUGUUCUUAAUCAAAGAUUAAAGAUAAGAAACUGGAAAAUAAUUUUUAAGAUCUGUGAAGAGAUUGGAACUCCAAUUAAAGUUGAUGAAGCUACUCUUAAAUGUGACUUUGGUUAUUAUGCUAAUGUAUUGGUUGAGGUGGAUUUUGCUCAACCAAUACCUGGUAAAAUAUGGAUUAAUACUAAGUUUGGAGGUUUCUUUCAAUCCAUAUCAAUUCCUGAUAGUCCUAAAUUUUGCAACAACUGUAGGAUUAUUGGUCAUCUAGUAACUGAAUGCAGAGCUAAGAAGAACAACAACAGAGAUUAUCAUAAUGAUACUUCUCCUUUUCAGCAACAACAAGAAGUGGACAAACAAACUCCAGUAAAAUAA